Heterostelium album PN500 is the source of this 1239-nucleotide messenger RNA. RefSeq names its product WD40 repeat domain-containing protein. Bases 1 to 1239 code for a protein of 412 amino acids. The record is from RefSeq and is a predicted model, not a curated record. Gene Ontology annotation, molecular function: protein binding. NCBI's taxonomy places the organism in Eukaryota, Evosea, Eumycetozoa, Acytosteliales, Acytosteliaceae. The transcript is spliced from 6 exons.
AUGAGUAGUUAUUCAUCGGAUGAUUUGACAGAUCAGGCACCAAAUGAUAUUUCAUUUGAAACCAAUUUGUUCUCUGUAAACUUUCAUCCUACCGAUGAUUUGGUAGUGGUCUCUGAUGCAGAGGGUAGAGUUAAAUUAUUUAAAUAUGGAUUAGAAGAGAAUAAGAGCAUGUUUGCAUUAAGACCACAUAAGUCUGGUUGUAGAGAAGCUUGUUUCUCAACAGAUGGAAAAUAUAUAUUUACAGCAUCAUCAGAUUGCUCAAUGAAAGUAAUCGAUGUAAAUACAGGAUCUGUUUUAUAUACAAGAGAAGAAGCACAUGAUGAUGCAAUUAACACAUUAAUAAGUAAAGAUUUUAUGGUAUUCACUGGUGAUGAUGAAGGUACUGUCAAGGUUUGGGAUAUGAGACAACAGAAUAUUGUUUGUGAAUUUCAAGAGCAUGCCGAUUAUAUAUCUGAUAUCAUAACAAUCAAUGAUAGACAUGUAGUUGCAACUUCGGGUGACGGUGGACUUUCAAUAUAUAAUUUCGUUAGAAGAUCAUUAGAUGAUAUAUCAGAAAAGACAGACAAUGAGUUACUUUCAGUGGCAUCAUUAGAGAACGACCAAACUUUGGUAUGCGGAACACAAGACGGAACUAUUUUAAUAUUUGACAUUCACAACUUGGAAACACCAAAAAAGUUUGUUGGUCAUCCCCAAUCAGUAGAUUCAAUCGUAAAGGUUUCAAACGACAGUUUUCUCUCUGGUUCAAGUGAUGGUAUGAUUAGAUAUGUAGGUAUUAAACCAAGAAAACUAUUAGGUGUAAUUGGAGAACAUUCAACAUUCCCAGUAGAACGUAUUGCUAUUUCAAGAGAUAAUAGAUAUUUAGGUUCAAUUUCACACGACUUGUCUUUAAAGUUUUGGAAUGUUUCUAAUCUCUAUGACGAUGAAGUCGAUGAGGAUGACGAACAGAUGGAUCAAGACGAGAGUAACGAUGCCGACAGUGUAGACUAUGAAAACGAAGGUCAGGACAAUGAAGAUGAAGAGUUGACCGAUGACAGCGACGAUAACAUGGAUGACAGUGAUAACGAUGAUGAUAAAGACAGUGACGAUAGCGAUAGUGAUGACAGCGACGAUGACUCUUCAGAUGACAAUAAAAAAGUUCGUAAAUCACGUGCCGCCAGAAAGAAGGAAGCUAAAAAAGAAUGGACAAACGCACCAAAUAAAGAAAAGAAAAAGAAAAAGAAUUUCUUUAAUGACCUUUAA